Phytophthora nicotianae INRA-310 is the source of this 237-nucleotide messenger RNA. RefSeq lists its product as hypothetical. Lineage: Eukaryota; Oomycota; Peronosporomycetes; Peronosporales; Peronosporaceae. The record is from RefSeq and is a predicted model, not a curated record. The transcript has 3 exons. The coding region runs from base 1 to 237 and encodes 78 amino acids.
AUGAGUCUCUUACUGAAGGACGUGCAGAAGGGCAAUCUAGCUUACAACAAGAUUCGAGAUCUUAUUCUAGGCAUGAUCGACCCUCUAGCUUUCAUCGUUAUCGAUCAACAAACGCGAGACUGUGGACAUGGAUCGGCCAAUAAGGAUGUAUCCAUGUUCCUUCGGUGGUUACGCCCUCAAAUGGAGGAGUUUAUGAAGUACGAGACACAUUCUCGCAGCCCAGCAGGGAGUCAGUAA